This is a messenger RNA of Westerdykella ornata, 1776 nucleotides long. Its product is annotated as RabGAP/TBC. The transcript has 6 exons. Gene Ontology annotation, cellular component: Golgi apparatus. The record is from RefSeq and is a predicted model, not a curated record. Gene Ontology annotation, biological process: activation of GTPase activity. Lineage: Eukaryota; Fungi; Ascomycota; Dothideomycetes; Pleosporales; Sporormiaceae. Bases 1 to 1776 code for a protein of 591 amino acids. Gene Ontology annotation, molecular function: GTPase activator activity.
AUGGCCUCUAAAAAGCAGCAGCAGCAGGAAAUGGUCCAGGUUGACCGCUCUUCUUCUGCAUCACCAUUUUGGCGGGCUGCCUCGAACACCACGCAACCAUACGAGAGCAAGAAGAUCAUAGGCGCAUCCUACUCGCAUGCAGAUAUAUUGAAAUUCGAUUCGCUUUCUGCGUCUGGCUCAUCGCAGCGCCCUCGCACUCCACCCGUGUCAGGCCAGGCUCGUGAUCCAAGCACCGCACCGCAUGGAACAAGCAGUAUUACUUCUUCCCCACCGCCCACGCGUAAUCGCUACAGUUCAUUUCUACGUGACACGAACCAGGAUUGGGAUGAUGACGACGAUGACGACGCGGAUGCCUUGUUCGAGGACGAUGAGGACGAGUUCGGACUACCCAGUAUAGCAACUAUGCGCCGAAAGGGUAGACGGAAAGCUUCACAACGGGAAAAGGACCAAUCUGGUACAGGCAGUAUUGGAAGCAGGAAUGGCACCGCAACAGCACCGUGGCGAACGGUUGAUAGCGGCGACAUCGCCGAGGAACGAGGUGUACCCAAUUAUCCCACGGCAAAGAAGUCAGAAGGGAAGAUACUGCGACCGCAAUAUCAGGAGAUACUACGAGACCCCGCAAACUCUUUGCAUCUGAUAUCACACCCAACUCUGCCUCCGACAGCGACCGACAAGGAGAGAGAAGAGCACUCAGCACGAAUAUCGCGAAUCAACAAGUUCAAGCGCAUACUACAGACGAGCACGAUAUCUCUCCCCGAGCUGAGAGACUCUGCCUGGUCGGGAAUUCCAUCCGAAGUACGGGCCAUGGCAUGGCAGGUCCUGUUAGGCUAUCUGCCAACUAGCAGCGAACGAAGGGUGGCUGCCUUGGAUAGGAAGCGAAAGGAGUAUCUGGAAGGGGUUCGGCAAGCUUUCGAGCGUGGGAACGUUGGAAGCUCUGCGGUAGGCGUGGCCGGCGCAUCAUCCGCAAACCGGGGACGUGGUCGUGGCUUGGACGAGGCUAUCUGGCAUCAGAUCAGUAUCGAUGUACCACGGACCAAUCCGCACUUGGAACUGUACAGCUAUGAGGCUACCCAAAGGUCACUGGAGCGUAUACUGUAUGUUUGGGCCAUACGGCAUCCAGCAUCCGGUUACGUGCAAGGCAUCAACGACCUUGUCACGCCGUUCUGGCAGGUGUUCUUGGGCGCCUAUAUAUCGGACCCAGAUAUUGAAUCCGGAAUGGACCCCGGACAAUUGCCGAAACAAGUGCUUGAUGCUGUGGAAGCCGAUUCGUUUUGGUGUCUGACGAAGCUACUGGAUGGAAUCCAGGAUAACUACAUCUCUCACCAACCUGGCAUACAGCGGCAAGUAGCGAGCCUUCGGGAUCUCACUACGCGGAUAGACGACGCCCUUGCGAAACACCUGCAGAACGAAGGAGUAGAGUUUAUCCAGUUCAGUUUCCGAUGGAUGAACUGCCUCCUGAUGCGCGAGAUAUCAGUCAAAAACACCAUAAGGAUGUGGGAUACGUAUCUUGCCGAAGAGGAUGGCUUCUCCUCAUUCCAUCUCUAUGUUUGUGCCGCGUUUCUUGUGAAAUGGUCGGACCAGUUGCGCAAGAUGGACUUCCAAGAGAUCAUGAUGUUUUUGCAAGCGUUGCCAACGCGGGACUGGACGGAGAAAGACAUUGAGUUGUUGCUUAGCGAGGCGUUCAUCUGGCAGAGCCUCUUCAGGGGUAGCAGCGCGCAUUUGAAGAAUACUGGCUCAAGAGCCGGUACGGGCGUGGGCAUGGGCCCGAAUUCAUAG